This is a messenger RNA of Cryptococcus deneoformans JEC21, 1409 nucleotides long. RefSeq lists its product as hypothetical. Bases 106 to 1290 code for a protein of 394 amino acids. Gene Ontology annotation, molecular function: nucleotide binding. The record is from RefSeq and is a predicted model, not a curated record. NCBI's taxonomy places the organism in Eukaryota, Fungi, Basidiomycota, Tremellomycetes, Tremellales, Cryptococcaceae. The transcript has 7 exons.
CCCAUGUCCCUUCUUCUCUAUCCACCUCCAUGCAUCCUCUGAACUCCCUCUCCUUGCCAAGCGCGCUCUAUUUAGUCACAAAACAGCCCGAAUAACCUCGCCUUCAUGACUCCUCCCAGAUCGCUACUACGAUAUAUCACCAGUAUGUCUUCUAAACAACCCUUCGUCGCUCGGUGGGGUAUUCUUGGAUGUGGUUGGAUUUCAUCCGAAUUUACCAAAGAUAUCGGCCGUCCCAUGGCCUCAAGAAACGUCACAGACGUCUCUCAUGCCAUUGCUGCUGUUGGGUCCCGUUCGCUUUCCAAAGCAGAGGAUUUCAUCAGCAAAUACUGUCCCAAUGGAGCUGCGGGUCAACAAGAUGGACUUGUGGACUUCAAGCCCAAAGCAUACGGUUCAUACAAAGGCGUUGUGGAGGAUCCUAAUGUCAACAUUGUGUAUGUGGGUAGUAUGAACAUUGCUCAUUAUGAGGAUGCCAAGCUCGCUUUGGAAGCUGGCAAAAACUGCCUUCUGGAGAAACCAGCAACCCUCAAUGCCGCAGAGUGGAAGCACCUUGUCUCAAUUGCCAAAAAGAACGAUGUUUUCCUUAUGGAAGCCGUUUGGACCCGAUUCAACCCCGUUAUGUUAGCCAUUCAGAAAGCUAUCCAUGAAGACAACCUUAUCGGUGAGAUCAGAUGCAUGUACUCGGACCUCGCCAUGGACGCCUACAAGAAACGACCUAAUACAAACCGACUGUUCGCUGCUGAGCUUGGCGGUGGUAGCCUCCUUGAUCUUGGACCUUACCCUCUCGUGUGGACAAUGAUGAUCCUCUACCGCCAUCCUAUGAAUCAGCUCACACCUCCUGACAAGGUUGGCAGUACGAUGCUACAACACCACACUGGUGUCGACCUUGCAACCAGCAUCACCUUGACCUUCCCUAAGUUGAACGCCGUGUCAUUCUGCACGACAAAUCUUCUCUCCAAUGUUCAAAAAUAUCAAAAUACCCGUAUCGUUGGCUCCAAGGGAGAGAUCCUCGUUCAUGGCCUCACUUCUCGCCCUCAAAAGUAUACUAUCCGUAGACUUCUUAACCCCGAGAUUGAGGACGGGGACUACGAGGAUGAGACAAUCGAUAUGACUUUCGAUGGGUUUGGGCUGUAUUGGGAAGCCGAUGCUGUGGCCAGGUGUCUGAGAGACGGGUUGAAGGAGUGUCCGAGCAUGCCGCAUGCGGAGACGACGAUGACUAUGGAGAUUUUCGACAAGGUCAGGAAAGAGGGUGGUUAUGAGUUCCUUCCUGGGUUGGAGAAAGUCAAGGCGUAAAGGACUUUGGUAGGAGUCAAGACUUGUGGGAGUCAUGUCACUGUAUGAAUGUAUAAUAAAUCAACAGCAAUAUAGAUUAAUCUUUUAAUUCCCACUUUGGUUCUUCUUUGUAAUACAUC